GGUAAAGGUGGGAAUCUUACGUAUUAUAAACCGUCAGUUAUCAUUGAACUGGCGAACAGUUAGUACACUUUCAAAGAUGUCUCUCGACGAGCAAUUCAAAACUGCUGAGGAAGCUGUAAAAACUCUUACGAAACGUCCCACCGAUGAAGAACUUUUGGAACUUUAUGCUUUAUUUAAACAAGCUACGAUAGGUGAUUGUAAUACACAAAAACCAGGAAUGUUCGACCUAAAAGGAAAAGCAAAAUGGCAAUCUUGGAAUGACAAGAAAGGUCUUUCAAAGGAAGAUGCUAAAAAGGCAUACGUCGAAUGGGUCAACAAUUUGAUGGAAAAAUAUAAAUAAUUACAUUAAUUAUUAAAUGUAAUAAAUAAAAAAAAAUGAAUUUUAA
Molecule: messenger RNA, 386 nt
Organism: Polistes dominula (European paper wasp)
Lineage: Eukaryota; Metazoa; Arthropoda; Insecta; Hymenoptera; Vespidae
Product: acyl-CoA-binding protein homolog
Biological process (GO): fatty acid metabolic process
Molecular function (GO): fatty-acyl-CoA binding
Source: RefSeq, a predicted model, not a curated record